Ruditapes philippinarum (Manila clam) is the source of this 619-nucleotide messenger RNA. RefSeq names its product mannose-binding protein C-like. The transcript is spliced from 4 exons. The record is from RefSeq and is a predicted model, not a curated record. The coding region runs from base 47 to 340 and encodes 97 amino acids. NCBI's taxonomy places the organism in Eukaryota, Metazoa, Mollusca, Bivalvia, Venerida, Veneridae.
UUCAAGUCCUAAUACUUGGACAGCGGCUGAGGAUGAUUGUGUCGCUAUGGGAGGACAUCUUGUGGAGAUAACAAGUCAAUCAGAGGACGACUUCGUACGAUCACUUGGCACAGGACCAUCUCACAUCGGAUUAAAUGAUAUAGAUAAUGAAGGUGUGCAUGUCUGGAUUUCGUCAGGAAAUCUCGCGUUUGGAACGUUUACAAACUGGAAAGUCGGGGAGCCAAGUAACGGCGGUAGUGGGGAAGACUGUGUUGAAAUACGCGCACAGGGAAGAUGGAACGAUGUGCCUUGCUCACUGACGAGAUUGUACGUCUGUGAACGCCCGAUCAUAUUUGUCUAACCAAUGGUAUCGAAUGGACUAUGACAAGGACAAAUGCAAAACAACAAAAUCGACAUGUAAUUUUCAACCAGACAACCACAACUACAAAAAAGAAGAUAAAUAAAAAUUUUCAACCACCCAGAGCUUUGAAUAAUUGCAAAAAUCACACAUACAAAAAACAGUUAUUAGCAUACAAUCUGUUUAUUAUAUUUCAAAACACGAAACAUGUAUUUAACGAUGUAUUUUUGGCAAUUUGUUUUCUCCGUUUGAUGAUUAGCUACUUUACCAAUUAUAAAUACG